Molecule: messenger RNA, 1560 nt
Organism: Babjeviella inositovora NRRL Y-12698
Lineage: Eukaryota; Fungi; Ascomycota; Pichiomycetes; Serinales
Gene: CST20
Product: mitogen-activated protein kinase kinase kinase kinase
Exons: 1
Biological process (GO): protein phosphorylation; regulation of MAPK cascade; intracellular signal transduction
Cellular component (GO): cytoplasm
Molecular function (GO): ATP binding; protein serine/threonine kinase activity
Source: RefSeq, a predicted model, not a curated record
AUCUCCACGCCGUUCAACGCGAAACACGUCGCGCACGUCGGCUUCGACAGCCAAACCGGCGAGUUUACCGGGCUCCCAGCCGAAUGGAACCGGCUCUUGAGCGCGUCCGGGAUUUCGCGCCAGGAGCAGGAGCAGAACCCACAGGCCGUCAUGGACGUGGUCGCCUUCUACCAGGACAGCACCACGGGCGAGGAUGCGGCGUUCCGCAAGUUCGCGCACGGUGGCAAGCUCAAUCUGAGCUACUCGCUCAGCCUGCAGAUCCUGUCGCCCGUAGCCGCGACGCCGCCACUCCCGCCGUCGCCAGUGGCGCACUCACACCAGACGGAUGGCGCGUUUAUCCCGACACGUCGUGCGCCCAAGCCGCCGUCGGCGCCGAGUACGCCCGUCGCAGGCACGUUCCGGUCGAACUCGGUGCGUGCGCCCGUGCGGGUGCCAGCGCCGUUGCCGCGGUCGCAGUCGCAGGGCCAGCUUCCAAAGUCUACACGGGCGCCGCCCGUACCGCCGGCAAGAAAACCGCAGGUGGAGCAAAUCCCAGAGGCCGCGCCGGAACCAAGAACGUCGGACGCACUGGCCGCGCUGGACGCGCCGGAGCCAAAGCCGAUGCGCGACCCGCGUGCAGUCGCACUCGCGAGCGCGAAGAAGCGUGAGGAGAAGCGCGCGCGCGCGCAGCAGGUGUAUGCAAAGCUUGCGCAGAUCUGCACGCCUGGAGAUCCCCGGAAAGUCUACCACGGCCUCGUGAAAAUCGGCCAGGGCGCCUCCGGCGGGGUCUACACGGCCUACGAACGCGGCACCAACAACUGUGUCGCGAUCAAACAAAUGAACCUCGAAGAACAGCCAAAAAAAGAGCUCAUUAUCAACGAAAUCUUGGUUAUGAAGGCGUCGCACCAGGAGAACAUUGUCAACUUUAUCGACUCCUACCUUAUCCGCGACGAGCUCUGGGUUGUCAUGGAAUACAUGGAGGGUGGGUCGCUCACCGACGUUUUGGUGCACUCCGCGAUGACUGAGGGGCAGAUUGGGGCUGUAUGCCGCGAAACGCUUAGGGGCUUGAAGUUUUUGCACUCUCAGGGGGUGAUUCAUCGUGAUAUCAAGUCUGACAACGUGUUGCUCGCGAUGGACGGGAACAUUAAACUCACGGAUUUCGGAUUUUGCGCGCAGAUUAAUGAGGUGAAUUUGAGGCGGAACACCAUGGUCGGGACGCCGUACUGGAUGGCGCCGGAGAUUGUCACGCGGAAGAGUUAUGGGCCGAAGGUGGACAUCUGGUCGCUUGGGAUCAUGGCGAUUGAGAUGAUUGAAUGCGAGCCGCCAUAUAUGAACGAAACGCCGUUGCGGGCGCUCUACUUGAUCGCGACGAACGGGACGCCAGAGCUCAAGGAGCCGGAGUUGUUGUCGAUGGACUUGAAGCGGUUUUUGAGCCGGUGUUUGCAGGUGAACACGGAGAAUAGGGGCGAUGCCGAGGAGUUGCUUGGGAAUUACUUUAUCCAGGAGGCAGACGAGGUGGCAUCGUUGGCGCCGUUGGUGGCGAUUGCCCGGAUGAAGAAGGAGAGGGAGAGGGAGGAGGAG